Molecule: messenger RNA, 5347 nt
Organism: Seriola aureovittata
Lineage: Eukaryota; Metazoa; Chordata; Actinopteri; Carangiformes; Carangidae
Gene: fbxw7
Product: F-box and WD repeat domain containing 7
Exons: 15
Coding region: 770-3115 (781 amino acids)
Biological process (GO): ubiquitin recycling; proteasome-mediated ubiquitin-dependent protein catabolic process
Cellular component (GO): cytoplasm; nucleus
Molecular function (GO): ubiquitin binding
Source: RefSeq, a predicted model, not a curated record
ACACUAGUCGGUGGAGAGUCCGGAGACGAGCGAACCUGGCGGGUGUAGAGAAGGCUGUGAACAGCAAAAAUUUGGUCUCCGUGGAUGUGUUUUCCCUCUUGUAAUGGUCGGAGGCCAUCAUACGGCGCCCAGUGAAGGAACAGAGUCAAGAGGUGGACGGACACAGGCGUCAGUUUGACAGAGCGGCUCACGUUAGCUGUGUUUUAAGCUACUAGCCAGUUAGCAUUACUCGUACUCGGCUUGUAGAGGCUAGUUAGCUGACGGUGCUAACGCGGUAGCUGCUGGUAGCUGCCUGCAAACACUCGCUGCUGCAGGUGGGAAACCAAGAGACGAAAGCAGGAGCGUAACAUACCUCAGCGGAGCCUCCAGCAUUAGCCUCAUCAAGCUCCUUAGCAUAUCUCGGUUUGGAUACACGACCAGAAGGAGCCCCCGGGGGAGGCCCGCCACCUUUGUCCAGCUUCACAUUACUGAGCCUCCAACCUUCCACCUUUCACUGCCCCUGGCUCAGUCGGUGGCUCAGCAACACUUCAAAGGGGAAGGUCUGCGGCGCUGCAGAUAACACACUGCACCCCCAAGCACCAGCAAGCCUUUGCAGAGCCCCUACGCAGUCCCUCGGCUGACAGAAAGAAUCGACCCUUAGAGUAGGACCUGUAGUGGAGAAGACCAAUUUCGGCCUGAACAAAGGCAGACAGAGAGAACUAAUGUCAAGCCCUUCUCCUCCUCAGACAGCCUAGCGAAGGUCCAGGAGGUAGCAAGCUGGCUUUUGGAAAUGAACCAGGAUCUGCUGUCGGGGGGCAGCAGCAGCAGGCGGAGUCGAGGGCCGGGGGGUCCGGCAGUGCGAGGUAACGCCUCCUCCACAGCCCGGGCACCCCAGCAGGCAGCAGAGGAGGGCGAUGAGGAUGAGCACAUGAACCGGGUAGUAGAGGAGGAAGAGCAGCUGCAGCAGAGGCCUGAGGCGUCACAGGUUGACGGUGGGAGAGAGCAAUCAUGGGCGCCCAGCGAGUCGGGAGCCAGCAAUGGCCCUCGUGGAGAGGAGGAAGGAGAAGAAGAUGAAGAUGGCCUGCCAAACGAAGUGAACGGAGGGGAGAAAGGAGCCCGAUGGAUGUGGGAGACAGAGCAGAGACGACUGCGAGGUCAGCCGCUGGGCGAAGAAGACGAGGAGGAGGAGGAAGAGGAGGAGAACAACAACAGCAGCAGCCACCAAGAGGAGGAGGAGGCAGAGGAGAGGACAGAGGGAGGGAAGGAACAGGGAAGGGAGGAAGAGGAGAGGGAAGAGGGUGAGGAGGAAGAGGAGGAGGAUGAGGACGAGGAAGAGAUGGACCAAGACAGUGAUGACUUUGAACAUUCGGUGGAGAGUGGGAGGGAGGAGGAAGAGGAGGAGGAAGGAGAAGGGGAGGAAGGGCCACGGUCUCCCUCUCUCAGGAACAAUGUGUCUGCCCCCAAUAACAACCUGGACUCGGGUUGUACACACCAAAGCUCUUCCAACAAGAAGAUGAAAAGAAAGUUGGACCAUGGCCCCGAGGUCCGAUCUUUCCCUUCAGGAAAAAAGCCCUGCAAAGGCCCAGAGUAUCCAAGCCCGACAGGAAUUGUCCCAUGUCCAGCCACACCCACCACAUUUGGCCACAUCAGAACAGCCAACGGUCAGGGGCAACAGAGACGGCGUAUCACCUCAAUCCAGCCACCCACGGGUCUCCAAGAAUGGCUCCGAACAUUUCAGAGCUGGACUGGCCCAGAGAAGCUGCUGGCACUGGAUGAGUUGAUUGACAGCUGUGAGCCCACACAAGUCAAGCAUAUGAUGCAGGUGAUUGAGCCGCAGUUUCAGCGAGACUUUAUCUCCCUGCUGCCCAAAGAGCUGGCUUUGUAUGUGCUGUCGUUCCUGGAACCGAAGGACCUCCUCCAAGCAGCCCAGACGUGUCGCUACUGGCGCAUCCUGGCAGAGGACAACCUGCUGUGGAGGGAGAAAUGCAGGGAAGAAGGCAUCGACGAGCCUCUGCCCCUCAAGAAGAGGAAAAUCGUCAAGCCCGGCUUCACUCACAGCCCCUGGAAGAGUGCCUACAUCAGGCAGCACAGAAUAGACACUAACUGGAGGAGAGGGGACCUCAAAUCACCCAAGGUGCUGAAAGGUCAUGACGACCAUGUGAUCACCUGCCUCCAGUUCUGUGGCAACCGCAUUGUCAGCGGCUCUGACGACAACACGCUGAAAGUCUGGUCAGCUAUCACAGGAAAGUGUCUGCGGACAUUGGUGGGCCACACAGGGGGCGUGUGGUCAUCCCAGAUGCGAGACAACAUUAUCAUCAGCGGCUCCACUGAUCGCACACUCAAGGUCUGGAACGCAGAGACAGGAGAAUGUAUCCACACCCUCUAUGGGCAUACCUCAACAGUGCGCUGCAUGCACCUACAUGAGAAAAGGGUGGUCAGUGGCUCUCGUGACGCCACGCUGCGCGUCUGGGACAUCGAGACAGGUCAGUGUUUACACGUCCUCAUGGGCCACGUGGCGGCAGUGCGCUGCGUCCAGUACGAUGGGCGACGAGUGGUCAGCGGUGCCUAUGACUUCAUGGUUAAAGUGUGGGACCCCGAGACAGAGACCUGCCUCCACACGCUGCAGGGCCACACCAACAGAGUGUACUCGUUACAGUUUGAUGGAAUCCACGUGGUGAGCGGCUCAUUGGACACGUCUAUAAGGGUCUGGGACGUGGAGACGGGCAAUUGCAUCCACACGCUAACAGGGCAUCAGUCACUCACCAGUGGCAUGGAGCUCAAAGACAACAUCCUGGUCUCAGGCAAUGCAGACUCCACUGUCAAGAUCUGGGACAUCAAGACGGGCCAGUGCCUGCAAACACUGCAAGGUCCACACAAGCACCAGAGCGCCGUGACGUGUCUUCAGUUCAACAAGAACUUUGUCAUCACCAGCUCGGACGAUGGCACAGUUAAACUGUGGGACCUGAAGACGGGGGAGUUCAUCCGAAACCUGGUGACUCUGGAGAGUGGCGGCAGCGGCGGUGUGGUGUGGCGCAUCCGGGCCUCCAACACCAAGCUGGUGUGCGCAGUUGGCAGCCGCAACGGCACAGAGGAGACCAAGCUGCUGGUGCUGGACUUUGACGUGGACAUGAAGUGAGAAGGGACGUGGUGGGGAAGCAUGAAGAGAGCGCACCGCGGAGAGGGAGGAAUAGAGAGAGAAUGGGGGAUGAGGCACCUAGAAACCAGAGGGCCAACGCCGCUAACUCUUCACCCAAACUCGCAAAAUCUGCAACCACCACCACUAACAGUGGGCUGUCCUGUCCUCUACAAUUAUCUCCCCCGUCCCCCUUUUGGGUAAAUGUUACUGACAAAGCCACAGACCCUCACAUGUGUUUAGCCCCUGCUUUGUACCCCUACCACCCGUACGAGGUGGAGCCAGAGGGGAUCGGGCUGGAAAUGGGGCAGGGGGCCAUGACCGGUCUGUCCCUUGAUUAGCUGGGAGAAAGAAGAGAAGAAGAAAGGAAUGACUGACGACUGAACUCUUUUGAAGUGACUCUCCACCCUUUCGGUUCGGGGGCAGCUUCGCACAGAGACUUGGUUUCGCUUCAAGCCUGACAGAUUUUGAGAUGUACAGAGAUAUAUUAUUUUUUAAAGCCCCAACCCCCACCCCCCAUCAGUACGCGCCCUCAAACACACACACACACUCAAACCAGAAAAGUGGAAAACAUUGACCGUAGGAAAAGAUUGGGGAAGGUGGGAGACGUUUAAAGGUGAAUUUCCACACAGUUCCACGUGAAAAGCUGCUUGAUGUAGAGGAGAGAAAUUGGAGGGUUCAGCCUGUAAUCAGGCUCGUUUCUUGUCACUCCAUUUCCGUUCUUGUUCUCCACUCGGUUUCUGUAGUUUGAUUUCUUUACAAUAUCGCACACAAACACAACUGUGAAUUUCAGUACCUUUUGGGUUUAUCAUAUGAAAGGGGUUUCUCUAUUGAUGUUGUUUUUUUUUUUUUCCUCUUUCCUUGCCGUUGCCAACAGCAACAAAUCCCAGUAUUAGAAACCUGCUCGGUUUAGGUUUGCUGUCAUUAUGUCACAAGGUUUUUUGUUCUUCCUUUCUGUUUUCUACAUACCUGGGUUUGGAGCUCCAUCUCCACAUAAACAUCAAUGCUGUCCAGAAUUUUUCAGUCUAGCUGGGGUGGUUUCCUCAAUGCCGGUGCUUAACGAGAAGUAAAGGUUCUUUUCUCAAAGCGCUGUGGAUUAAUGCCCCUGAACCCCCCAGCCCCUUCCCCUCUACUGUUUUCCCCCAGUGGCCAAACUGUAUUUAUGCUGCUAGAUGAAUGGAAAAAAGAGAGAUGGAACUUUUACUUGCUGUGACGUUUUAGUCCCAGGCGAAAUUCCAAAUUGAACUCUGUAUGUUUGGACUUCAACAAAAGAUGACAAAAGAUAACAUCCAACAUUUUUGUUUUGUUUUGUUUGUUUUUGCCACUGAAACUUGAGCCAAACGUGCCUCUACGAGGCUGAGAGGAGGGAGCGCGUCCGACAGAUUCUGACGGGAUCGCCUGCAGAGAGGAAACAAGCGGAUGUACACUGUUGGCGUGCGUGUGUGUGCGUGCAUGAGUGCGUGUGUUAAGCGUGUUAAUGGGCAACUUGUAAACACAUUCCUUGGGACAAAGCUCUUUCGGCCUGUUCUUUGGGGAAAUGUACAAAUGCUGUGUGGACUGGCAAAGAAAAAAAAAAAACUAGCAGAUGUAUCAACUUUAACACGUGAAUGAGAGAACUGUUCGUAUCCAUGUGUGAUUGUUGUUCCAUUCAAAGAUGUCUGAAGCAACAGAGGAGACCAUCACAAGCAUCAAGUGACAGGUCGAGCUGCCAGGAGUCUUAGUGUUACAUGUGUUGCAGUGAAAAUCACCGCGGUCGCAGCCUCGUGGAUCGUCAGUGGGAAACAUAAAAACACAAAGGCAACAAACGUGAACUGAAACAUUGUAGCCAAACGAAAAAUCGUCUCAAUCUCCAAGAGUCACAACUCAAGCUGAACUGUGAAAGUGGUAUAACACUGUAUAUUAAAAAAGAAAAAAGAAAACAAUCUUGCUCUAUCUCCUCUCGUUGUUUUCUCCCUCUGUUUUAAUUUAUGAUCUGGUUUGAGAAAUCAGAUUUGUUGCAGGUGUUUUAUUUUUUCAGUUCAUGUAAACUGCCUGGCAAAAAAGAAAACAGACAGAAAAAACCUUAAAGGGAUUGUGUAUUUGUUUGAUUCACUUAGAAUUUUAUUUUCUUAUAACUUAAGUGCAAUAAAAUGUGGGUUUUUCUUUUUUCAUUUCAAGCAUAUCAGUUGUCUGUUUUUGUUACCUGUGUGAAGGCAUCUUAUAUGUUCAAUAAAGCAAAUUAUUUGGUUAAUUACA